Messenger RNA from Chlamydomonas reinhardtii, 2673 nucleotides. RefSeq lists its product as uncharacterized. The transcript has 6 exons. The coding region runs from base 151 to 2157 and encodes 668 amino acids. NCBI's taxonomy places the organism in Eukaryota, Viridiplantae, Chlorophyta, Chlorophyceae, Chlamydomonadales, Chlamydomonadaceae. The record is from RefSeq and is a predicted model, not a curated record. Gene Ontology annotation, biological process: termination of RNA polymerase II transcription. Gene Ontology annotation, cellular component: mRNA cleavage factor complex; cytoplasm. Gene Ontology annotation, molecular function: mRNA binding; RNA polymerase II complex binding.
GGCGAUUUCGUUGUCCUCACCCAUACCGCUCUCGCACAACACAAUAGUGUGUGUACUAUUGGGCUUCAGCUUGCGACGACCUCGGCGCAGUUUCCAAUUUUCUUGUUUCUUCCUCCUGCCGGCCGGGUUUCUCCCGCGCUGAGCAGCACCAUGGCUCUCAGCGGCUUUGGACUAGCGUUUCUGGAGAACUUGCGGGACCUGACGACGCCGGACCGGCGCUCCAUUGUGACGCUCAAGGACCUGGCGUUCGAGAACCUGGGUGAGGCCGCCGACGUCAUGCGCGCCAUACGUAUGCAUGUUAAACAGUGUCCCGCGGCGCACCGGCUGCCGGCGCUGUACCUGGUGGACUGCAUGCUGAAGGCGGAACCCUGCCCACCCUUGCUAGCCGAGCAGAUCUCUCGGGCAUUACUGGAGAUCUUCGUGUUCACUUGGGACAACGCGGAUGCCGCUACGCGACCGGCUCUGACGAAGCUAUGCAAGCUGUGGACAAGCGUGCCUCACCUGGACCAGAAAGUAGUUGAGGCUUGUAAGAAGUACAUGGCGCCGCUUGCGGGCCAGGUCGCGGUUGCCCCCGCCGGCACGCCUGCGAUGGGUGGAGUGCUGCGGCCGCCUGCGCAUGCGGCUUAUCCUGUGACGCAGUCAACGCAUCCCUCUGUUGCACCUUAUGGGCAAGCACCCGGUACUAUCGCUGGUAGCGCACGGUUUCCCGCACCGCUGAUGGGGCAGCCCGGUCAGCAGCAGGGCUCGUACAGCACAGCGGUGCCUGUCCGUCCAAUGUACCAGCAGCCUGCUGUGCCGCUGUACCCGCAAGGUGUACCUUACAGUGUGCAGCCCCAGCUGGUUUACGCGCAGCAAGUAGGGCUUCAGGCCACGGCAGCCACCGGGGUUCCCUUUGUUGUUGGCGCGUAUACACCGCCAGCCCAGCAUGUGCCUGUCAUUGCACACCAGCUUCGCCAGCCCGCCAGUCCUCAGCCUGGGCCCAGCAGUCCGUCUCAACAACAGCCAACAGUGCGGCCACGCUCCACUGAGUUCCCGGGGCCGCAGGCUCUGAAGGUAAAUAUGAUUGCGCGCUCUCUUCCGUGUAGAUCCAAAUUGUUGCUCUUGUUUGCUGUGGUUGUCGGCUACGGAAGGCUUAUGAAGCUGGAUUGUGUGUGGGGUGGGCUUGCUGCUGUGGGUGGCUUGGCUGAACGGAGGGUGCGGCUGGGGGCGAAUUCCAUCACGAACGCGCGCUCAAAUCGCUCAUCCCCAUGCCUCUCUUACAUGAAUGAAGAAUGUAAAAAUAUUCCCCAAUACCAGCAGCUCUCUAGCCACGCUGAGCUAGACCCAAGUGCAGUUCAGGAACUGUUGGACUCAUCCGCUCGCACACGACCGGCAUUCCUGGACGCGGCGUUCUUGCGAAACAAGCGGCGAGCUGCUUCGUCAGGGCAUCCGUCGCGGCAGUGGUUCCCAACGAUGGAUAUGUGGCUGCAAGGAACAACUUCAGUGCCAGCGGAAGAUGCAGCUGCACCGGGCGAGGAGGAGGCAGCGGAGGAGGCGGACAAGUUCUACUUCGUGGAGGAGGACCCGUCCCAGCCGGAGUGCGCCAUCUCCGGCGAACGCUUCGAGCGCUUUUAUGACCCCGUGCUGGACAAGUGGUGCUACAAGGACGCGGUAGAGCUGAACGGCGAGGAUGCGGAUAAGUACGGCGUGAUGGACGGCUCGCUGGUGAAGGUGAACUGCCUGGCGGGGGCGCCCUCCAAGCUACAGAAGGCUACGCUCAAGGCCGCGUCUGCGGCUGCGGCGGCCGCUAACGACCUGCGCGCGGCGUCCGCGGCGACAAUGACGACCUCAGACCUGGCUUCGACUUUGGCAGCUUCAGUCCGCUCGGUGUCUGACAGCAACGGAGGCGCACAGCCACACGCCAGCGCGCCAGUCGUGAACGGGCCAGCCGCGGGUGCACACGCGUCGCCGGCCGGUGCUACGGCCGCGCAGUCGCCACCGCAGCAGCAGUCACCGCAGCUGCCGCUGCCCGGGGUGUUGGUAAAGGAGGAGGUCUACCACACAGAGCAGCCUGUGGGGGUGGUGGGCGUCGCGGCGAAGCGGCCCGGGGACGCGCCAUCUGGAGGGGCGGUGGCGAUGCCGCCGGAAGCCAAGCGGGUCAAGCUCGAGGUGCAGUAAUAGGAUAGCUAGGGCGUCACAGUGCUGCGGACCCGGCGCAAGCACGCGUUUGCGGCGCAUUAGUAAUCAUUGUUGAACGCUGCCGGAGUGCCGGAAUGCACCGUGGCCGAACGCAUGAGGGACACAGCCCAUGCUCACAAGAGUUAGGUACUUAAUAUGUCGCGGCAAUAUCUCUCACCUGAUGAGUGUCUGUACUGCAUCUGACAGCACUGUCCAAUGAACUUAGUCCAGGCCUUCGUGGCGAUACAGUAGCACACAGGAACUGGCUUGAAGUGUAGCAAUUGCCGUAUGGUGAAGCGCACGUGCAUGUUGUCACGCCUUGGCUGUUCGGUUCGAGUUGGCAGGGCAGCAGCUGUCAUGGGGUGGUACGGUAGGCAAUUUUGCACUGAUUUGCACUGUUUGCAGCAUGGAUUGCGCAUGCAAGCAGCACGAAAGCUUCUGUGCUUGUCUGAUUCGAUGGCACUAUGGCAAGGUGGCACUGUGGCAGGGGUGCUGAACGUGUAAAUUGCUAAAGGG